Messenger RNA from Sinocyclocheilus rhinocerous, 3487 nucleotides. RefSeq names its product nuclear receptor subfamily 1 group D member 1-like. NCBI's taxonomy places the organism in Eukaryota, Metazoa, Chordata, Actinopteri, Cypriniformes, Cyprinidae. Gene Ontology annotation, biological process: hormone-mediated signaling pathway; negative regulation of transcription by RNA polymerase II; cell differentiation. The coding region runs from base 709 to 2484 and encodes 591 amino acids. The transcript is spliced from 9 exons. Gene Ontology annotation, molecular function: zinc ion binding; RNA polymerase II cis-regulatory region sequence-specific DNA binding; nuclear receptor activity. The record is from RefSeq and is a predicted model, not a curated record.
UAUCAGUCGUGCGUGCUGUAGAGAGGAGGAUCUCGAGCAAUAAAGCUUUGGAGGGAAGUAAGUAAACAGCAGUCACGGUGCGCUCCUCCUCCUCUACAUGUGCUUCCCCCCACGGCUCUCCUCCCCCUCAUCAGAGCGGUGCUCAUUUGCAUAAAAUGUGUGUCAGUAGGGCACAGCUCACAUGCAGCUCGCGCAUGCAGCAGGCAUUCCGAUAGCAAACGAGUCCACGCGCAGUCAUCUGCCACUGAGAGCAGAGAGGAGGAGGAGGCAGGAGGAAGGGACAGCAGCUCUACUACAGCAGCGUGACUGGGAAGGAAAGAAAGAGGGCGUGUGAACACAGUUCUUGCCAAACAAUAACACAAACUAUUUAAAGGGCAAAGAAAGGAGGGGGGACUAGUGGGGGAAAAGCUCAGUCACAUUUUUAAGACACCUGGAAACGUGUUCGGCGUUUAUUUGUGUGAUGCUUGUGCACGUCUCAAACUAGUUACGCAGCUCUGCCUUGGAGAACGACCUUUUGAAGGAAAGCGCUACUGUAAUGUACACGAUACAAUCUUUAAGGACAUCUUUCAAAGAGUGAGGACGGCACAUUGCCCUGCUUACCUGAAGGACAUCUGACAUUAGAGUGUCGGCUUCUUUCUCGAGACAUUUCCUAACAGACUUCUUAAAGUUCUCACCUGUGUGGACGGAAUUUGAAACUCGCUGAAAAUUAUGGACCCGACUCAGAUACAUGCAUUUCCUUCAUCAGCAUCAGGAACAGACACCAUGGACGGCAGUCCAGGUGGAGGAGUGAUUCUCUAUGCAGGCUCAACAGGAAGCGCCAGCCCCAGCCCCAGCCCCAGCCCCAGCCCAGGAAGCCCAUCCAGUGGAUACCAGACCCAGUCUCCCAACUCCCAACUCUCUCAACCCUCUUCCCCGGAGGAGGUCUCUUUCACUGAGCUCGGCACCCUUAGAAAACAUUCAGCUGGAAGCAAUGUCAGUUCUACAGGGGGCAACAAACUGGUUUUCCAAUUUCCAGAAGUAAGCAGUGCUACCAUUGUCAACCCCGCUACCCCGACUGUAACAUCAUCAGGGCAAAACACCUAUUCUCACCCAAUGGUCGGCAGGCGACCAAGUGGGUUCACGGGUACCUUUACCAAAGCAGGAGGUAUGGUGUUGCUUUGCAAAGUAUGUGGGGAUAUUGCAUCAGGAUUUCACUAUGGUGUCCAUGCAUGUGAGGGAUGCAAGGGUUUCUUCCGCCGCAGUAUCCAGCAGAACAUCCAUUUAAUAAAGUUCUUUGUAGAUCACACUUUGCCCAUACAGGACAGUGUUGCCUCUGGGGAGCUUUCUGUGCGAUUUGGACGCAUCCCAAAGCGCGAGAAACAACGCCUACUGGACGAAAUGCAGAGUUACAUGAACAGCCUUAAUGAAUCAGCUUCCAUGGACAUCAACUGUACUACACCCACUGAGACUCCUUCCAGCCCUGAAGAUGGCCAGUCAGAAGAGGCCAUCAGUGCUGCCUCACAAGCUUAUCGCAAUAUCUUUGUGAAUGGGGAGAAGUUGUUAGUAAAGAUUAAUAACGAAAACAACAACAGUAACAACAAUCCUUCUUCCUUCCGUCAUAAUCCAAUACAAGAGUCCGGCUACAGCCAGUCUCACUCUCAGCCAAGCAUCUCACCCCAAGAAUAUUCCAUCCAUUCCACAACAAGCUGUCUACACCGAUCCAGAUGCCCGGUCACCAAUCACGACAACAAACCAAAAACACAAGUUAUGGACAACAGUCAGUAUAACUUCCCACAGUCCUCACGUCCCAACCAGGGAACUACACCUACUCAAAGCUAUCCAUUGAAGCAUAACAAUUAUUCCACUCAAACAUCUUGUCCUUGGAGACUGAGCCCUGGUGCUAAAGUUCUGGCAUGUCCUCUCAAUGCAUGUCCCGUCUCCCCAGCCAGUCACUCCAGUCAACAGGUUUGGGAGAGUUUUUCCCAGUGCUUCACUCCAGCUGUUAAAGAAGUGGUUGAAUUUGCCAAGAGCAUUCCAGGGUUUCAGGCCCUGAGUCAACAUGAUCAGGUCAUGCUGCUGAAGGCAGGAACCUUUCAGGUUCUAAUGGUGAGAUUCUGCUCGCUGUUUGAUGCCAAGGAACGUACUUUAACAUUCCUAAAUGGUCAGACCUACCCAUUGGCAUCCCUGCGAGUGCUAGGCAUGGGUGGCCUUCUGGACGCCAUGUUUGAGUUCAGUGAGAAGCUGGGGAACAUGGGUCUGGAGGCCGAUGAGAUGGCCCUCUUCAUGGCUGUGGUGCUGGUUUCUGCAGAUCUUUCAGGUAUCUCAGAUGUGGGGGCCGUAGAGCAGCUCCAGGAGGAUUUGAUCAGCGCUCUUCGCACUCUCAUCACUCGGCGAAGGCCAGAGGACAGCUCACUCUUCCCCAAACUCCUGCUGCGGCUGCCUGACCUCCGUACCCUCAACAACCAGCACUCCGAGAAACUCCUAGCCUUCCAUAUUGACCCCUGAGAACAGAAAGAGACAAUCACCAGACCUACCCAAGUCUACACAUUGAUGAUAAGUGGUCAAAAAUAGAUUCAGGGUGCUCUUCCUGUACAAAAAAAAGCCAUGCAUAAUUCAGGAUAAACAUCUGAUUUUUGACUAACACUUACACAAACACCUGAGACUUGCUCCACCACAAGAUACAACUGAACUUGAGCUUUUCCAACGUAACAAAAGAACAGACGUAUGGAGCAUAUUCUGGACAUUUUGACUUUUCAGGGGAGUUUUCAAGAUAUUGAAAAUCAGAGGAAGAUGGAAUAUGUUUUUCUUUCUACAAUGAACUAUUGAAGAGAUCAUGAGGUGAUGGCUGUUUUAUAACUAGAAUUAAUCUGGGCUCACAGUUUAAGAGAUCAGUGUCGGUAUAAAGGUAUGGGACAUGAUAAGUAUUUUUCUCACUCCAGAUGCUAUGCAUUUAUCAUUGUAUUGUUCAACACAUUGUCCAGCCUUUCAGAUAAACUUCUCAUAUUGCAUCAACAGCUAUUUCAAUUCAAUAACUUCAUUUAACACAUUCUUAUAUCUCUUUGUGGACCUUUAUAAAUAUUGUUUAUUGCUCAUGUCAGGCACUCAAAACCUUGGUUGUAAAAACAUGUAUUAUAAUUGAAAUAGAUGAUAGUUUCUUAUAACUCUAUAAGACUGUAGUAUGUAUUCUCGUGUGGUAAUGUCAUGACAAUACCAGGGACGAUGGGUUGUUAAAUGAAGAAAGGACUGCUCAACGUGUAUUUAGAGUGUAAUGUAAUUUACAACAGCUCUGCAUGGAUAUGGUUCAUUCUAAACUUAGCAGAAUCUUCUGAAAGAGUGUCUUUUGCAUCGAUGGGUGGGUUAGCAGCAAAGUGGACUUUGCCAUUUCUACACAAAUUCAAUUCAUUUAUUUCAUGUGUAUCUAAAUGUAUAUUUGGUAAAUGUAUCAUGUUUAUCUUUUUCCAUAGAGAUGGGAGAAUAUGUGAUAUUAAAAUAUUACCUUUCAAGUUUU